Messenger RNA from Cricetulus griseus (Chinese hamster), 1461 nucleotides. NCBI's taxonomy places the organism in Eukaryota, Metazoa, Chordata, Mammalia, Rodentia, Cricetidae. The record is from RefSeq and is a predicted model, not a curated record.
AUGUGUAGUCUGUGGGGGACACAGCUUGGUGAGCUGAUGCUCUUUGUUCUGGUCACAGAGGCAGCUCUCAAACCAGCAAUGCCUCCAGUGAUCAAGGACCAGCCUUUCAACAUUUUCUGGGCUGCUCCUACCUUCUUUUGUCAGGAACGUUUUGGUGUAAAUAUGAACCUUCAAGUAUUUGGCAUCAUUCCAAAUCCUUUAGAAACCCAGAGUGGAUCCACAAUUGCCAUAUUUUAUCCAGAUGAACUUGGAUAUUACCCUUAUUUCUCUGAAGAUAGAAGAUCCAUCUAUGGUGGAAUACCCCAGAAAGGGAACCUCUCUGAGCACCUCAAGAAAAGCGCCAGUGACAUUGCAGACACUGUCACCUGGUGGAGAUCAGAAGGACUUGCUGUGAUUGACUGGGAAGGCUGGAAGCCCCAGUGGGAUAGGAAUUGGGGCAGCAGGAUAAUAUAUAAAAAUCACUCAUUAGCUUUCACUCGACACCACCAUCCUGACUGGUCAGAAGCGAAAGUGAGAACAGUUGCACAACAGGAAUUUGAAAAUGCUGGAAGGAGUUUUAUGAACAUUACUCUCACAUUAGCUUUAGAAAUGAGACCAAAACGUUUAUGGGGCUUCUAUCUCUACCCAGACUGCUACAACUAUGAUUACCGGAUAAAUCCAGAGUUCUACACAGGUCGUUGCCCAGAUGAUGAAAUUUUCCACAAUGAUCAACUCUUGUGGCUGUGGGAAAAAAGCACAGCACUCUACUCUUCGAUAUAUUUGAGUAAAAUAUUAAAAUCGAAUUUAAAUGCACUAAAAUUUGUUCAUUUUCGAGUGAGAGAAGCCCUGAGAGUUGCUGAAAUGGCUAGAAAGGACUAUGUUUUGCCAGUUUUUGUUUUUUCCAGACCAUUUUAUUUGCAGAGUUUUGAAGCUCUGUCAGAGGAGGACCUGGUGCACACAAUUGGAGAAAGUGCUGCAUUGGGGGCAGCAGGAAUAAUAUUGUGGGGAGGACACGAAUAUUCUGAGUCAAAGGAGGCUUGCUUAUCUGUGCAACAAACUAUUCAAGGGCUGUUGGGCCCUUAUGUUUUCAAUGUAACGUCUGCAGCGAAGCUCUGCAGUCAAAGUCUAUGUAAUAGUCAUGGUCGAUGUGUUCGAAAGACAGUGGAAUCCUCCUUUUAUCUUCAUAUGCCUGAAGAUAGCCACAAGAGUUAUGUCAUAAACAAAGGUUUCAAAUUUGUCACUUCUGCAAGGAGUAAGCUGAAGACAAUAAUGAAUAUGAAGAAUGGAUUUGUGUGUCACUGUUACUAUGGCUGGUAUGGAGAGUCCUGCAGAUCUCACUUUCCAAAUCUCUUGAGUCGGAAGAACAAGGCUCCUGUAACUGCAUUUAAUUCAGUAGUAUUUCUUGGCAUGACUUUAUGUGUGAUUCUAAUGAAUUGUUUUAUUAUUCCCUACUAUGAUGUCAGUUUUUUCUUAAAAUACUAA